AUGGUAACCCUCACUCAUCGAUCUUCGAGUGUUCCAAGCAAAACUACCAACAACAACGCUUCAAAACUUGUUCCAGAGAGGCUCUCUAGGACCCCGAAGGAAGGGAGAACUCAGCCACUCGUUGCUAAGAGCACCAAGAAGGGAAUAAGUAACAGCGUUUCUGCUUCAAGUACUAAGAAGGUGAUAACUGAUGAUGCUUCAACAAAGAGUACAAGUGUUGGUGAAACUGAAACCACAAAAGCUGUUAGUGUUGAAUCCGAACCACAAGUUAAAGAGGCUAUAAGUGAAGAGGUUGUUGGAGAAGUGGAGAAAGUGGAGAAUCAAGAUGAACUUACAAGUCAAGUAGUUGAUCAUGGAGAGCAUGAUCAAAAGCUUGAGGAGUCUGAUGAGCCUCAUGUUCAAGCUGAUGAGGACAAGGUCAUUCCUACUCCUACAGUGUCAGAAGAAGAAGAACAACAAGAAGAUAAACAAGAGGAUGUUAAUAAUACAAACCAAGAUGAGUGCAACAUUAAUGAGAGUAAUCAUGCAGAGGUUGAUCACUCAACAACUGAAGCAGAAGUUAUUGAGGUUAAAGAAAUGGAACAAGAACAAGAACAAGAACAACAAGAACAAGAACAAGAACAAAAAGAAGGUGUGGUUGAAAUAGAAGAAGAUCAUAAAGAUGAGAGCAACAAUGAGGAAAAGGUGGUGGAAGAGAAGGAGAGAUCAGAUGAAGAAGGAAUAAAUGAAGAGGUUAAUAAUAAGUUGAGGGAAGGAGAAGAAGAAGAUGAACAAGUAGAGAGUGAAGUGAAAGAAGAAAAGGGUGAGUCAACAAAAGUAGAACAAGUAGAAGAUAGUGAAGAGAUGGAAAAGGGUGAGUCAACAAAAGUAGAACAAGUAAAAGAUAGCGAAGAGGUGGAAGAGAAUAAAGAGUCUCCCUCUCAGGUAUCUAAUGAUGUGAUUGAAGAAACUGCAGGGAAACUAUUGGAAGCGAGGAGAAAUAAGGUGAGAGCAUUGGCUGGUGCAUUUCAAACCGUCAUUGACCAUCAAACCAAGUGA
This is a messenger RNA of Cajanus cajan (pigeon pea), 1038 nucleotides long. The record is from RefSeq and is a predicted model, not a curated record. NCBI's taxonomy places the organism in Eukaryota, Viridiplantae, Streptophyta, Magnoliopsida, Fabales, Fabaceae.